Messenger RNA from Macadamia integrifolia, 4880 nucleotides. Its product is annotated as tubulin-folding cofactor D. Bases 397 to 4485 code for a protein of 1362 amino acids. The transcript has 18 exons. The record is from RefSeq and is a predicted model, not a curated record. Gene Ontology annotation, molecular function: GTPase activator activity; beta-tubulin binding. NCBI's taxonomy places the organism in Eukaryota, Viridiplantae, Streptophyta, Magnoliopsida, Proteales, Proteaceae. Gene Ontology annotation, biological process: post-chaperonin tubulin folding pathway; tubulin complex assembly; microtubule cytoskeleton organization.
UCCCCCGGCCAAUUUCCUGUUGGGUGGAGCCUUGGAUGUGCUUGCAUUGGCCUUUUGCUGAUGCAGUAGCCACACGACAAGGUAGUGUUCUCCCCCCGCCAGAGCAGAGAGGGAAACUAGAAAAGACAUCGCCACUCACGAUCCGAAAGCCCCAUUGAACACCUGAGUGUCCUCACGGUCCUCACCACUGCCUCCACCAAAAACCGCUACUGUAGGAUUUGAUCGUCAAUGCCAACUCCCUUCAAGCUUCGAGUGAAGGAAGAAGUGAAGAACAUCUACCUCCAAACAUUCUCUCUCUCUAAUUAGAGAAAACAAUCCCAACCAAUUCUUCACAAAAAAGCAGGUCGAUCGAGCAAAACCAUUAGGUGAGAGAGAUUUACUUGUCAGAACUACCAAAUGUUGGGUCAAGAACAACAAACCCCAGCAAAAGAUGUUUCAGAGGUGAUACUGAAUGAGGAAGACGAUGAGCACGACGCUAAGGAGUGUGUUCUUCAGAGGUAUUUUCUUCAAGAAUGGAACAAACUCAAGUCUCUCCUUGAUGACAUUGUCGUCAAUGGCUGCGUCUCCGAUCCCUCCGCUGUCAACAAGAUCCGUUCUAUUCUAGAGAAGUAUCAAGAACAGGGUCAAUUGCUAGAGCCUUACUUGGAGAGCAUUAUUGUGCCACUUAUGUCCAUUGUCCGCUUAAAAACAAUUGAGCUGGGGGUGAUCUCUGAUGAAAUUCUUGACAUAAUUAAGCCUUUGUGCAUUAUUAUUUAUUCUCUUGUUACGGUUUGUGGAUACAAGGCUGUUAUCAAGUUCUUCCCACAUCAGGUCUCUGAUUUAGAACUUGCUGUCUCUCUUUUAGAGAAGUGUCACCACACAACAACGACGACAUCAUUGCGGCAAGAAAGUACUGGAGAGAUGGAGGCAAAGUGUGUCAUACUUCUGUGGCUUUCUAUCCUUGUUUUGGUGCCUUUUGAUAUCUCCACUGUGGACACUAGUAUUGCAAACAGUAACUUUGUUGGUGGGACAGAGCCGUCUCCUUUAGUAUUAAGGAUAUUAGGGUUCUCUAAGGAUUACCUUUCAAAUGCUGGCCCUAUGCGUUCCAUAGCUGGGUUGCUGCUCUCAAGGCUUUUAACACGUCCAGACAUGCCAAAGGCCUUUACCAGCUUCAUUGAAUGGGCACACGAAAUUUUAUCAUCCGUCACAGAUGAUGCUGUUGACCAUUUGCAAUUACUUGGUGUUGUUGGAGCAUUGGCAGCCAUUUUCAAGGCUGGUGGUCGAAAUUUUUUGCUUGAUCUGGUUCCUGUUGUUUGGAAUGACACCUUGAUCUUGAUAAAAUCCAAUGCUGCAACUCGAAGUCCCUUACUUCGCAAGUUUCUGGUGAAAUUAACUCAGCGGAUUGGUCUUACUUGCCUCCCGCAUCGUUCUCCAUCUUGGCGCUAUGUGGGAAAAAGCCGUUCACUGGGAGAGAAUAUUUCAGUUUCAGAAAAUAUUACGGACAAACAUGAUCGAUGUGGUCAUUAUCCGAAUGUGGACUCCUGGAACUCAAAUCAAAAUGCAAGUUGCAUGCAAGAAGACGAUAUGGAUGUUCCAGAAACUGUAGAGGAGAUUAUUGAGGUGCUGCUGUCAGGAUUGAGAGAUACAGAUACGGUUGUCCGCUGGUCUGCAGCAAAAGGUUUAGGUCGCAUAACUUCACGUUUGACAUCUGAACUUGCAGAUGAAGUCCUAUCAUCAGUAUUGGAGCUUUUCUCUCCAGUUGAGGGUGAUGGUUCAUGGCAUGGAGGUUGCUUAGCAUUAGCUGAAUUGGCCCGUAGAGGUUUGCUGUUACCUAGUAGUCUUCCUAAAGUUGUUCCAUUUAUUAUAAAGGCACUACAUUAUGACAUUCGUAGAGGUCCACAUAGUGUUGGAUCCCAUGUACGUGAUGCUGCUGCCUAUGUUUGUUGGGCAUUUGGCCGCGCAUACUAUCACUCGGACAUGAAAGACAUUUUGGAGCAGCUUGCUCCCCAUCUUUUGAUGGUGGCCUGUUACGACCGUGAGGUCAAUUGUCGAAGAGCAGCUGCAGCUGCUUUUCAGGAAAAUGUUGGAAGACAGGGGAGUUAUCCAAAUGGAAUUGACAUAGUCAAUGCGGCAGACUAUUUUUCACUUUCCUCACGAGUAAAUUCCUAUCUUAAUGUUGCUGCAUGCAUUGCUCGGUAUGAGGGGUACCUUAAUCCUUUUGUGGAAGAAUUGCUGUUCAACAAAAUCUGUCAUUGGGAUAGAGGUUUGAGAGAACUUGCUGCAGCGGCCCUAUGUGCUCUUGUAAAAUAUAAGCCGGAAUAUUUUGCCACUACUGUGCUAGAAAGAUUAAUUCCCUGUUCUCUUUCAACCGAUCUGUGUAUGCGUCAUGGAGCUACUAUUGCUGUGGGGCAACUUGUUUUGGCUGUCCAUCAGUGUGAUCAUGUGCUUUCUACUGAUAAGCAGAAAGCUGUUGCGGGUAUAGUUCCUGCUAUUGAGAAAGCUCGCCUUUAUCGUGGCAAGGGUGGAGAAAUCAUGCGUUCUGCUGUUUCACAGUUCAUCCGUUGUAUCUCUCUCAGUCAUGUGUUCGUGCCGGAGAAAACAAAGAGAAGUUUGCUCGAUACUCUUAAUGAAAACUUGAGGCAUCCCAAUGCUCAGAUACAGACUGCUGCUGUUGAAGCCUUGAAACACUUUGUUCCUGCAUAUCUUGUCUGGGUUGAUGAUGGAGGUGCUAAUGGUAUCACAUCGAAGUACCUGGAACUUCUAUCUGAUCCUAAUGCUGCAGCAAGGCGAGGAUCUGCACUGGCCCUGGGUGUCUUGCCGCCGGAGUUUUUGGCUACUAGAUGGAGGGAUGUUUUAUUAAAGCUUUGUAGCUCUUGUGCUAUUGAGGAUAACCCUGAUGAUAGAGAUGCUGAAGCACGUGUAAAUGCUGUCCGAGGCCUUGUUUCUGUAUGUGAAACAUUAAGCAAGACAAUGAAACCCUCUGUUUCUCUUUCUCUAGAGGAUUAUAGGGCACUGUAUCUUCUGAUAAAAAAUGAAGUCAUGCAGGCCUUGUUUAAAGCCCUUGAUGAUUAUUGUGUAGAUAACAGAGGUGAUGUUGGUUCAUGGGUCCGUGAGGCUGCCAUGGAUGGUCUUGAGAAAUGUUCAUAUAUCCUUUGUGAGAGAGAAUCUGUGGGCUUCCCAACAAAAAUGCCUGGAGUUGAAAACACUGCUCUGCUGGAGAGUGAAGUCUCUGAAAAUGAUCAUAGUCAUUCACUUUUUGAUGCAAGUCUUGCAACGAGCUUAAUUGGAGGCCUUCUAAAACAAGCUGUUGAAAAAAUUGAUAAACUAAGAGAAACAGCUGGAAAGAUUCUUCAAAGGAUUUUGUCCAAUGAGAGGAUUCUUGUCCCCUGCAUACCCUACAGGGAAAAGCUAGAAGAAAUUGUUCGUAAUGAAGUGGAUGUCAAGUGGGGAGUGCCCACUUUCUCGUAUCCACGUUUUCUGCAAUUGCUUCAAUUUAGUUGCUACAGCAAGUUUUUGAUUUCUGGGUUAGUAAUCUCUGUUGGAGGAUUGCAAGAUUCCUUGCGGAAGGCAUCACUCACGGCGCUGUUAGAAUAUCUUCAAGAUCCCAAAAAUGAUAAAAGUGAAGGAAGAUCCAGAGAGUAUAUGCUUGCUUCUGACCUCCUUUGGGUUCUCCAACAUUAUAGGAGACGUGACAGGGUCAUCAUACCUGCUUUGAAGACCAUUGAGAUUCUUUUCAGCAAAAAGGUCUUCUUGCAGAUGGAGGAGGUCGCGAUGAUUGUUCUGGUUUAUUCGGCGAUGGCAAAGAUGCAUGGAGGGACGAAUCCUACCGAUGUGGAGGGAAGGCUCAUGGCGGAAGCUCGGCAGAAAUUGGCGGAAUUGUGUGAAGCACUGGCUCCGAAGGAUAUCCUUUCUAGUACUGCUGUUAAGGCUGUUAUUGAGGAUCUUGGGCUUAACAAUAGAUUGAAAGAUCAGAGGUUAGGGUUUCAUCCUCCAAAGAUGUCUAUUGCGGAGAGGUUGCUGCUCACAAAGAGAAAGGCUCAUACUGCUGAAUUCUUUCCUGGAGUUUUGGAUUCCCUUGCCAUUGAGCUGAAGGGAUCAAAGGACUUCUCCAAGUUAUAUGCUGGCAUUUCCAUUCUUGGAUAUAUAGCUGCUAUGCUGGACCCGUUGAACACUCUGGCCUUUCGUCAGCUUCUAACCUUUCUUGGCCAUCGAUACCCAAAGAUACGGAAGGCUGCUGCUGAUCAGGUGUACCUUGUGCUCUUGCAAAGUGGUAAUCUUGUGGCAGAGGACAAAAUGGGGAAGGCACUUGAAAUCCUUUAUGAAACUUGUUGGGAUGGUGACUUAGAGGAAGCAAAGCACCAAAGGUCACAAUUGUAUGAAAUUGCUGGCUUGGAAACUAGAGUUUUGAUGACUAGCAGCAGAGAGUCAGACAAAAAUAAUGACAAAAGAGCCACAGCUGAUGAAAAUGCAUCAUAUUCCUCAUUAGUUGGCUCAUCUGGGUUCUGAAACCAGAUAUUUUGAUGUACCGUUUCUGCUGGAGUAUGUGUGGGAAUCAAAACCAUUCUAUUUCUUUCCCCAUUAUUUAUGAGUUACUUUGAGGCUCUUGCCAAAAUUCAAAGUGGCUUUUGUAGUUUUGUAUCCAGGGUCGGAAAUCUAAUGAAAACUAUUUAUGUGGUAUCAAUAUAUGUGCCCUAUCUUCAGUAGUUAGAAUCCAAAUUAGAGCCAGUUCAUUAGGUAUUCUGCAGGAAUUGAAGAAUGGCUCAUCAAAGCUUGAAUGGUCUGAUUUGUUCAUCAUUCUUCUCUGAUCUAUGGAAUGCCUUUUUAUUUCUUCAUCAUUGAGAUUGAAGAAUACUGUAAAUUCUCAUUGUGACAGCCUCUUCAAAAAAAUUUCUUUUUGGUUA